UCCAGGCAAAAAACAGGCAACAUGGGCAAACACGGCCGCAACCAGACGGCGAGCUCCGUGUACACCUACCACGAGCGACAGAAGGACAAGCUGCAAAACAAGUAUGGUACGCUCAAGCAGCGACUGGGCGUCGACUCGACCAAGGAGGUCGAUUGCUGCUGCUUGACGUUGCAGCCAGUCGUAGACGGUGUCGUGACACCGGAUGGUUACCUCUACGAGCGUGAGGCUAUUCUCGAAAACCUGCUGCACCAAAAGCGGGAAUAUGUCCGUCAGAUGAAGGAGUAUCAACGACAAGUGGAGCGUGAAAAGCAGGAGGGUCUUGAAACUGAGGCUGCUGCGCAUCGCGACCGGAUCGAGGCCUUUCGCCAAGCUGAGCGAGGUAUCACGGCGGCCCAGAUUUCAUCUUUCACCAAGGAUGACAAAGUGCGCACGCAUGCCAGUGAUGCCUUGGACGAGGCCAAAUCCAGAGCGUUCCGCAUCAAGACCGCCAAGGGCGAACAAGAGGCCAACCACGCUGCGUUUUGGGUCCCGCAAAUGGCACCCGAGGCCUCAAAGACAAAGCUGACCAAGCCGGAUAAGAAAACUCGAUGCCCCACUUCUGGGCGUCCGCUCAAGGUCAAAGACCUGAUUACCGUGCGCUUCACCGAGGCCGACCCGAGCUCCUCCAUUCCCCUCAUCUCACGCCCGGAGCGAUACAUGUGUCCCGUCACGCGCACCGCCCUCAAGGGCAAUGUUGAGGCAGCUGUGCUGCGCCCUACGGGUCGAGUCGUAACCAUGGACUGUAUCAAGCGGCUCAUCAAGCCAGACAUGCGCGACCCCAUUUCUGGCGAAGCCUUGACCGACGCUGAUAUCAUUCCCCUCAAGCUGAAAGCGUCGGGCUUUGCUGCCUCCAACCAGCAGCUGUCGGCUUCCAAAGUCACGGCCAUGCAAACAGCAACCUAAUGUCAAAAAUGGCUACUUGUUGUUCCUUUGCAUGAGUUUUGAUUCGAAGCACACUACCCCAGUUGAUGGACUUGACCCC
This is a messenger RNA of Monosiga brevicollis MX1, 1021 nucleotides long. RefSeq lists its product as uncharacterized. Lineage: Eukaryota; Choanoflagellata; Craspedida; Salpingoecidae. The record is from RefSeq and is a predicted model, not a curated record. The transcript is spliced from 12 exons. Bases 22 to 942 code for a protein of 306 amino acids. Gene Ontology annotation, molecular function: ubiquitin protein ligase activity. Gene Ontology annotation, cellular component: nucleus.